GUCGAUUGCCUGGUGCUUAUUUCCGUAAGCUGAUGGCUUUGGUCCGUGGCGACAUUGCUCGUGAUAACGCUGAUGCUAUGGAUGUCCAAGAGCUCCUCCUCCCUGGUCAGCUCUUCGGGGCUCUCCUUAAGGAGGUCCUUCAGUCCUCUCUAUUGAGAUUGGAAGGAGCCUUGGCCAAGAAGUCGCGACAAGCCCAGGUUGGCAAGGGUCGAGCCCCUACUGUACUCUCAGCCGAACUCAUCCGGAACACCUUCAUGGGCGUUUGUGACGUUACUAAACGUAUGGAGAGCUUCUUGGCCACCGGCAACAUUACCUCGAGGAGUGGUCUUGAUCUACAGCAGACCACAGGUUUCACUGUGGUCGCUGAUAAGCUUAACGCCUACCGUUACCUGUCCCACUUUAGGGCUGUGCAUAGAGGUUCCUUCUUCCAAGAGAUGAAGACGACCUCUGUGCGUAAGCUGUUACCUGAGACCUGGGGAUUCCUCUGCCCUGUGCACACCCCUGAUGGUACUCCUUGUGGUCUGUUGAACCAUCUUGCUGCCCCUUGCCAGCCCGUGGUAAGGAUAGCCUCUCCGGAGGGCGUGAUCCCGGGCCUUGAGGAAGAGUUGGCUUCCCUUGGGGUGCAGCUGGUCCGCAGUAGUAAGACCUCUACAGCUAACUAUGGUGCUGGGGAGAAUGCCUACGUCACUCUGGACGGCCGUGUGCUCGGUAAAGUUGCCAGGAGCCGUCUUGAGGCGGUAGCCGAGGAGCUGAGGAGGCUCAAGAUCGAUAAGGAUUGCCCAGGGGUGCCUGCCGACCUUGAGAUUGUGGCCUGCCAGACCCCGGCCUCCUUCGAGGGCCUCUGGCUCUUCACUGGCCCUUGUAGGAUGGUCCGCCCCGUUCGGGACCUGGCCACUGGUAACGAGGAGCUUGUUGGUCCUAUGGAGCAGGUCUUCCUCAAGAUAGCCGCUACUAGGGAGGACUUGGAAGCAUCCACUAAAACGUCUAGUGUCCCCGAGAACAUCCCAAUGAAGUACACUCAUAUCGAGCUGAGUCCUAUUUCUAUGUUAUCGGUCAUCGCUGGUCUCACCCCGUUCUCUAACAUAAUCAGAGUCCUC
Molecule: messenger RNA, 1097 nt
Organism: Perkinsus marinus ATCC 50983
Lineage: Eukaryota; Perkinsozoa; Perkinsida; Perkinsidae
Product: DNA-directed RNA polymerase I subunit, putative
Exons: 1
Biological process (GO): DNA-templated transcription
Cellular component (GO): RNA polymerase I complex; nucleus
Molecular function (GO): DNA binding; DNA-directed RNA polymerase activity; ribonucleoside binding
Source: RefSeq, a predicted model, not a curated record